AUUAUGUCACUGCCCCUCUUGUAUUGCUUUAUGGUACCACCCUACACCGAGGUUACUGUCAGUGGAUAUCAAUUGGAUAAGUAAGAGAAUAUGCUUAUAAGUGCAUAUAUCCGCAACAACGUGUAGUACCUAAGACUUGUUAAACUAAAUUAAGCUGGAAAACGGAAACAAUGAGCAAAGAAACACAACAACUGGAAGGUGAAGACAAGGAACUGCUGUCAGCAGAUAAUGAUAUCGUCCAAGAAAAGACUGAAGACAGUUUACAACAGAAUGAACUUGAAGAAUCCCACGGAAAAAGAGAGAAGUGUCAUAUAUCUCGAAGGCGAAAACAGAACCGGAAAUAUGAAGAACAUGAAUCGUCUCACAGAGAAAAAGAUAAAGUCCAAGCAUCUUCUAGAGAACAUGCUGUAGGCAAUAUAUCUUCAAGACAAGAUGAUACAGAACCAUCAAACACAAUAUGGGAUGGGUGUAGGAGAGCCCGAUUUCUUCAUGGACCAUGCCCAGCAAUGCAUUUUGGACCUAAAGCUUGCAUUCUACCAAAUACUUCUUCUGUCAUGCAUAUCCAAGAUCCAUUUAGCCAGAAGCUGACAUGGAACAACCCUCCAGUGAAUGCUCUUGUUAUUAAAAAGAUUCGGGAUGAGAGCCUUCUUGGACCAUUCAAACAGCUGUGCACAUUUCUGAUUGAGGAAAAGAAGUUGUCUGUAUAUGUUGAAAAGAAAGUAGUAGAAGAUAGAGCUCUUGCAAAAGAUGAAGACUUUAAUGAAAUUCGUAAUCAGCUGUGUACUUUUAGGGAAGGUUAUGAUGAUAUCUCAGACUGCAUUGAUUUAAUCAUUUGCCUUGGAGGUGAUGGUACUUUAUUAUAUGCCUCUUCAUUGUUCCAGCAUAGUGUCCCUCCAGUAAUGGCAUUCCAUCUUGGAUCCUUUGGCUUUCUUACACCUUUUAAAUUUGAGACAUACAAGACAGAUGUCAGCAAAGUAAUUGAAGGAAGCGCAGCUAUAAUACUGCGAAGUCGGCUGAAAGUAAAAGUGGUUAAGAAACUGGCAAAUAUUCAGGAGACUGAAAGCCGAUACAAAGUGGAUGAAAAUGGUCUGGUACCACAAAGUUCCAUUGACACAGACAGUGGUAAGAUCAUACUACAGGUACAGGUCUUAAAUGAAGUUGUUGUAGAUCGUGGGCCGUCAUCUUACCUUUCAAAUUUAGACUUGUAUCUUGAUGGACGACUCAUCACAUCUGUACAGGGUGAUGGUGUAAUUGUAUCAACGCCAACCGGUAGCACUGCCUAUGCUGCAGCAGCUGGGGCAUCUAUGAUUCAUCCAAACGUUCCAGCCAUUAUGAUUACACCAAUUUGUCCCCAUUCACUCUCUUUCCGACCUAUUGUGGUGCCAGCAGGAGUAGAGCUUAUGAUAACCUUAGACCCAAGUGCCCGAAAUACAGCUUGGAUAUCUUUUGAUGGUCGGAAGAGACAAGAAAUUCGUCAUGGAGACAGCAUUCAGAUAACAACAUCAUGCUAUCCUUUGCCAUCAAUUUGUUGUCACGAUCUUGUCUAUGACUGGUUUGAAGGCCUUGCAGAAUGUUUGCAUUGGAAUGUCAGAAAAAAGCAAACCAAAUUUACUGAAAUGACUGACUCGUCAGACACAGAUAUUUGAAUGAUAAAUUUCCUUUCAUUACUGUAUGUAGGAAAAACUGUUUUUGUACAACAAAAGUUCACCUUAUGAUACUACUGUGGUGCACUUCCUGUUUUCUUACAGCUGUGAACAGUUUUGGUAAGACGCAACUCUCUUAAUCACUGUUAAUAUGCAUAACUUCAAAGUAGUUGUGGUUGUGGCCCCAGGCAGUCAUUUAUCAGUACAAACAGUGUUGCAUCAUUAAGUUGCGUACAGCUGUCAAAAUAAAGAUAAUUAAUAGUAUAUAGUAAUAAUAAAACCCUUUGUAUACAUACAUGUUCAUUAGCUGAACCAGGGCUAACAUCACUUACUAGCUUGGUGAGUAAAGGCAAAGGGGCCACAAUAUAGAUAUCUUUGCACCUUCAGCUGGGGGCAGCUCCAUGCUUUUCCUCAUCACUUACCUCACCAUUGUUUGAAACUGACUAUUCCAUUUACCCAUUUAUAUCUGAGUGUGUGAAACUGACUAUUCCAUUUAUCUCAAAGUGUGAAACUGACUAUUCCAUUUAUCUCAAAGUGUGAAACUUAAGUAUUCCAUUUAAUCAAAUGUGUCUAAUUGUACAUGUGCUGGUGCCACCACCAUUUUGAAACAUUUUUUCUGGACCCCAUUGUAAACCAAAAUGCUUUCAUCCUCAAAGUCUUAUCUCUGUCUUAAUAAAUACAGUCUGAAAAGCCUUGUA
This is a messenger RNA of Protopterus annectens (West African lungfish), 2341 nucleotides long. Its product is annotated as NAD kinase-like. Gene Ontology annotation, molecular function: NAD+ kinase activity. The coding region runs from base 171 to 1646 and encodes 491 amino acids. The record is from RefSeq and is a predicted model, not a curated record. Lineage: Eukaryota; Metazoa; Chordata; Ceratodontiformes; Protopteridae. Gene Ontology annotation, biological process: NADP+ biosynthetic process; NAD+ metabolic process. The transcript has 12 exons.